This is a messenger RNA of Gilbertella persicaria, 696 nucleotides long. RefSeq lists its product as uncharacterized. The transcript has 5 exons. The record is from RefSeq and is a predicted model, not a curated record. NCBI's taxonomy places the organism in Eukaryota, Fungi, Mucoromycota, Mucoromycetes, Mucorales, Choanephoraceae. The coding region runs from base 34 to 414 and encodes 126 amino acids.
UUGUAUUUUCUUUCUUUUUUUUUAUAGCUUUGUAUGUCUAAUAAACUCUUUUUAAAUAAAGUAACGCGUCGACUCUUUUCUUCAAGCUUUGUCUUACCAGACAAGAAACAGUUUGUUGUGUUCUUGAAAGACUAUAAAGACCCUGAGUGUCUUCAACGCCGUCUAGGGGUUCGUGAAAAACAUUUGUCAGGGGCUAUCACAGCAAAUAAGAAUGGUUCCUUACAAGCAGGAGGGGCUAUUUUAGACAGUCAUCAAUCUGGUAAAAUGAAAGGCAGUGUCAUGAUCAUGUCUGCUGAAUCUACUGAAGAAGUCGAGCAAAUGAUUCUUCAAGAUCCUUAUACAAAAGCCAAAGUUUGGGAAAGCUGGGAAAUCUAUCCAUUUAAAUCUGCUAUUGGACUCCCUCAUCUCGGCUAAAAUAAACUGUGGUCAAUGCUGAUAGGACAAAUUUUGUUCUUUUCUGUUCUUUUAUUUUUUACAUGUAUCCCGUCAUUAGACUGUAAUAAUUACUGUGUUUUAAAUAAAGUAUCAAUCUCUUUAUCCACAAGGAAACCUCUACCAAGCUUUUGGUUCUAACUAAAAUUAAACUUUGAUAUACAAUGGACCAAUUGAAAUCGAGAAAUGCAAGCUUGAAAUAUGACGAUGUAAAAAAGACAAAAAAAGGAGGGGGGGACAUGGUUGUGAGUAAAAAAAAAAAAA